Messenger RNA from Helobdella robusta, 1020 nucleotides. RefSeq lists its product as hypothetical. The transcript has 5 exons. Gene Ontology annotation, biological process: modulation of chemical synaptic transmission; monoatomic ion transport; synaptic transmission, glutamatergic. Gene Ontology annotation, cellular component: plasma membrane; postsynaptic membrane. Bases 1 to 1020 code for a protein of 339 amino acids. Gene Ontology annotation, molecular function: glutamate receptor activity; transmitter-gated monoatomic ion channel activity involved in regulation of postsynaptic membrane potential. NCBI's taxonomy places the organism in Eukaryota, Metazoa, Annelida, Clitellata, Rhynchobdellida, Glossiphoniidae. The record is from RefSeq and is a predicted model, not a curated record.
AUGUACGUAGGAGUGUUUAGUUUCAUGGAUCCUCUCUCCUACAACAUUUGGAUGUGCAUCAUAUUUUCCUACCUGGCUGUCUCAGUCGUUCUCUUCCUCGUCAGCAGGUUCUCGCCAAACGAGUGGCAGAUUGAGGACAGCGAGAAGGGUCCUACCUUCGUUAACGACCUAACUCUGCUGAACAGCAUGUGGUUCUCGCUGGGGGCCUUUAUGAGGAGGGGGUGCGAGGUCUGUCCAAGGUCGCUAGCUGGUCGGAUAGUUGGAAGUGCGUGGUGGUUCUUCACCCUCAUCAUCAUUUCAUCAUACACAGCCAAUCUGGCAGCUUUCCUCACCAUUGAACGCAUGCUCACUCCAAUUAAGAACGCCGACGACCUUUCGAAACAGUCUGAAAUAUCGUACGGUACACUGGAUGCUGGCUCCACUAAAGACUUCUUCAGGACCUCCAAAAUCGCCAUCUACGAAGACAUGUGGAAGCACAUGAACAAGGACCCGAGUGUCUUCGUGAAGACGACAGACGAUGGCAUCAACAGAGUGAGAAACUCAAAGGGGAAGUAUGCAUUUCUGCUGGAAUCCUCCAUGAACGACUACUACAACCAGCGCAAACCUUGCGACACCAUGAAGGUUGGUGACAACCUAGAUUCGAAAGGCUACGGUGUAGCAACCUACAUUGGAUCGGAUCUAAGGGAAGAAGUGAACUUCGUGAUUUUGAAACUUUUGGAGGAGGAAAAGUUGCAGAAAUUGCACAAAAAAUGGUGGUACGACAAAGGAGAGUGCGUUGUGGAGUCUGAAAACAAAGGUAGUGGUUCAUCGCAGAGUCUCUCCCUGAGUAACGUGGCGGGCAUCUUCUACAUCCUCAUCAGCGGUCUCGGCCUCUCCAUGAUUGCUGCUUCUGUUGAGUUCAUCUGUAAGUCGAGGAUGGAAGUCAAGAGGAAAAAGGUAGGUAGCUCCUGGUUUAGGUGUUUGUUCUCGUGUUUUUACAUUUUUGUUCUAGGUUUUGCUCUGUUCAGAUAUUUCAAGUGA